Molecule: messenger RNA, 2449 nt
Organism: Fukomys damarensis (Damara mole-rat)
Lineage: Eukaryota; Metazoa; Chordata; Mammalia; Rodentia; Bathyergidae
Gene: Nphs2
Product: NPHS2 stomatin family member, podocin
Exons: 8
Cellular component (GO): plasma membrane
Source: RefSeq, a predicted model, not a curated record
GCCGCCACCGUGGUGGACGUGGAUGAGGUCCGGGGCUCUGGGGAGGAGGGCACCGAGGUGGUGGCGCUGCUGGAGAGUGAGCGUCCAGAGGAAGGUGCCAAGUCCUCAGGUUUAGGAGCCUGUGAGUGGCUUCUUGUCCUUGCCUCCUUGCUCUUCGUCAUUGUGACUUUCCCUUUUUCCAUCUGGUUCUGCAUAAAGGUUAUACAAGAGUAUGAGAGAGUGAUUACGUUCCGACUGGGACAUCUGCUUCCUGGAAGAGCCAAAGGUCCUGGUCUGUUCUUCUUUUUGCCCUGCCUGGAUACUUACUACAAGGUUGACCUUCGUCUCCAGACCUUGGAGAUACCCUUUCAUGAGGUUGUGACCAAAGAUAUGCUUAUAAUGGAGAUAGAUGCCAUCUGCUACUACCGAAUGGAAAAUGCCUCUCUUCUCCUAAGCAGUAUCGCUCAUGUGUCCAAAGCUGUCCAAUGUCUUGUACAAACCACCAUGAAGCGUCUCUUAGCACAUCGAUCUCUUACAGAAAUUCUUCUAGAGAGGAAAACCAUUGCCCAAGAUGUAAAGGUUGCCUUGGAUUCAGUGACCUGUAUUUGGGGAAUCAAAGUGGAGAGAAUAGAAAUUAAAGACGUAAGGUUGCCUGCCGGGCUUCAGCACUCGCUCGCUGUGGAAGCCGAAGCACAGAGACAGGCCAAAGUGCGGAUGAUAGCUGCGGAAGGAGAGAAGGCUGCCUCGGAGUCCCUGAGGAUGGCAGCUGAGAUUCUGUCGGGAACUCCGGCUGCUGUUCAGCUUCGAUACCUCCACACUCUUCAGUCUUUGUCCACAGAAAAACCUUCCACUGUGGUUUUACCUUUGCCAUUUGACCUUCUAAAUUUUCUGCCCUCUCCUAGCAAUCGAACUCAAGGAAGCAUCCCCCUCCCAAAUUCUGCCAAACCUGUUGAGCCACUAAAUCCCAAAAAGAAAGACUCUCCCAUGUUAUAGGGAGAUGGGCAAAGCAUAAUACAACUGUAAAGCGGUCUUCAGACACUCGGUCCUCGCUUCCUGCCCUUCUCUGGUUGGCAAACGGAAUGUCCUUACAUCUAAGUGCAGGUACAUACAAUGGAAGAUCAUAAAAUGCUGUAAGGAUAUACAAGGCACCUCACAAGUUUAGAUGGACCAUCAGUACUAAUCAGAGUACUUAUGGGAAAGAGCUUUAGUAUACAUUCUAAUUUGGAAAAAAAUUUGAUUCUAAACAUGGUUCAAUUUUGACUUCUGAAACUGUAGUUCAAAUAAAUGUUCCUUUUACUCUACAGACUGGCCCCGUUGGCAAGGUUUUUGCAGCCUCCAUAUUCCUUUCUCUGAAGCCCCUAUCAUUGUGCUUGUCACAUUCAAUUGUAAACCUGCACCUAAGAUUCAGGCUUCUCUCCAACUACACUACCAGUUCUUCACAGGAACUGCUCACUCACCACCCCACCACACGCAAUCCUUCAGUUCUUCAACCUAACCCUGGUAGGUGCACAGUGGUGACACCUCAGUGUUCCUAAGUAAAUGCAAGAAGAGAUGUGCUUGUGUUGGACAUAAAAUUUACACUCCAAAGUAUUUAAAAGGAAUUCUUUCUAUGGAGAUUCCUUUUUUAAAUAAAUUAAUUAAUAAAAAGGUUAAAAACCAUAUAUAUAUAUACUCUUUAAAACUGAGAAAGAAUCAGUAGAAAUAGGGGGGUGAGAGUAUUGUAUUUCAGUGUAGAAUUUACCAGAUUGCUUAUUUCUUCUAACAGUAUGAUCUAUAGAUGCCCUGCAGUAGCCUUUCCAGCUUGCUCCUGACUACUACCACAGAGUUCUUUAGCAGUAGUUCUAGUGGGACUAAGAGCACUCCCCUGCCCUCUAAAGUUCUGGCCUAUGUGUCAGUCAGUGCCUUUGCUCAGUAGAGUAUGAGAAUUAAGUACAGGAUGCAGAAGAAUAACCCUUUGAAAAGGGAUCAUCAGUUGCACCUCCAGCUUUUUCUGAGCUCAGAGAAGCAUUACAGCAUGAUAGCUGAGACCUAUAUUGUAAAGAUACAACAAACAUGAUCUGCACCAAGAUAAACUACUACUUUUUGAGAAGUAAGACAUUCCCACUCCCAGUCCCAAACAGAUAUUCAACAGACUGUGGAGUGGACAAGGUAACAUGAUAAUCCAUUCCCCAUUUCCCACUCUGGUCAUCAAAAUAGUCAAACCUAGGCAAGGAAAAGGAGAAAUUGCCAUCUGGCUGUAACUAUUGCCCACUAUGAGGAAAAACUCUCUUCUAUCCUGCUUUUGCUGUCCUAUGAUCCUGAGUAUGUGUGCACUUUGAAACAAAUGCUUAUAAUGUCAUGGUGGGAAUGAAAUAUAGAAGAUUACAUGUGCAAAUUCUGAAGUGUUUCAAUUUAAAUAAGGCUGGGGAUGGUAUUGGCAAAAAAAUAAAACAGACCUGAGGAUCAGUCGAACAGACUACAAGAUGCAGAA